GGUCUCUGCUAUUCUUCCUCACUCUGGGAGGGUUCAAUGUGACUAGUGUACGCAGUUUAGGUAUGAAAAUUGGUCUUCUUUACGAUCUUUACGAUCUUUACGAUGAUCUAAUUGGGAUUCAAUUAUUAAACGAGCGACCAUUCUGUUGUUCUCUCGCUAGAUUUCAUACCCGCACAUACAUAGUAGAUUGCACGAAAUCCACUUCAAGACGCAUCCACGACGGUCGAUAGAUAAUGAGAUAGUCAGGAUGAUAUUCCCGCUACGAAGCGCGCCAAACCUCUACAUUUCUUUGCAGAGACAGACUAGGAUAUUGCAGCGCCAUCAUCUGAGCACUGUAUCAUCAACAGACACCGGUGCACCGGCGUCACAUUUACCAAGCCGCUUUUCCCGCCUGUCCAGCUUCUGGCUUGCGACUGGUGGUAUCACCCAAACUGAGGGCGAAGAUGGCCAUGCCAAGCUUAUUCGGGCAGGUUAUCUGCGACAGUCGCAUGCAGGAAUCUUCCAUACUCUACCCCUAGGCGAAAGGGUGCAGAAGAAGCUGGAGAGUCUAAUUGACAAGUACAUGUCUCAAUUAGGAGCCUCCAAGGUAUCGCUUUCAUCUAUCUCAUCACAAGCACUAUGGCAGCAGACCAAUCGAUUAGAAGGCUAUGGUCAGGAAUUGUUUCGCUUCACAGACCGAAAGGAAGUGCCAUAUAUUCUAGCACCAACUCACGAAGAAGAGAUCACAAAAUUAGUGGCGAAGACGAUUAAGUCGUACAAGACUUUACCCCUCAGGCUCUAUCAGAUUGGCCGCAAGUACCGUGAUGAAAUUCGCCCACGCCACGGCGUGCUACGGUCAAGGGAGUUUGUUAUGAAGGAUCUAUACACCUUUGAUCACUCACUUCAGUCAGCCUUGAAGACCUAUGAAGAAGCGUGUGCUGCCUAUAGCCAACUGUUCGAUGAGUUGAAACUGCCAUAUCUUGUGGCGGAAGCUAGUUCCGGCGAUAUCGGCGGCGAUCUCAGCCAUGAAUACCAUUUACCUUCGCAGAUAGGAGAGGACAAUGUAAUAAGCUGUACGGACUGCGAGUACGUUGCAAAUGAGGAGCUAGCUACUGCGCGACCUACUCUUCCUGAGGACCAGUCUGCAAUUGAGGGCAUUGAUACCCCGAGCAGCGCCUCAGCCAAAGUGUGGCGAAGUAUCUCGAAAGACAGACAAACUCUUGUUAAUGUCUGGUACCCAGCCUCAUUCACAAACGCCGAUAUCAAUACCCAUGCUCUUAAGUCACUGCUUCCAAGUUUAGACUCAAGUCUUGAAGAUGCUUUGCCACUCUGGGAGUCGGCCCUCUUCCCUUCGAAUCCUUCGUCAAGUGGCCAGCGGCCACUUUUACUGAACAUUAUAGACUACAGACUAAGGGAAACUUUUGCAAACACACUGAAGGCGGAUGGUGAUAAAUUUUCUCUACUGCCCCAUCAAACGUGUAUUGACGUCUCGGAGCUCGACGUUCAAUUUGUAACAUCAUCAGCAAGCGGCGAACCCCUUAAUACGAUUCGAAUCCGUGACGGCGACCACUGCCCCCGGUGUUCGUCAGGAAAACUCAUGAUUCAGAAAGCCAUAGAGCUUGGCCAUACCUUUCAUCUCGGUACCAAGUAUUCAGAUGCGCUUGAUGCUCGUGUCCAAGUACCCUCUGCCAUGAUGGAAGAUACCCAGACCAGUUCUGCUAAAUCGGACAGCAUGACUAGUGUACCAAUGCAGAUGGGUUGUCACGGAAUAGGCGUCUCUAGGAUUAUCGGCGCGGUUGCAGACCACCUUGCCGAUGAACGAGGACUGAACUGGCCCCGUGCCAUCGCACCGUUCGAGGUAGUCGUUAUCCCAGGGAGGAACAUGGAGGAAGAUGCCAUUACUGUUGCGCGUUCUCUAAUUGAUUCUUCUGACACGUCUCCUACGAUUGAUCUAGCUCUCGAUGAUCGCGCCGAAUCCUUCCCUUGGAAAUUGAAAGACGCAGAUCUGAUUGGAUACCCCGUCAUGAUUAUCCUUGGACGUAAGUGGACAUCGGACCGCCUAUGUGAAGUCCAAUGUCGACAGCUUGAUUCUACCGAGUUCGUUCCUCUUAAUGAGCUGCAGCAACAUGUCAAUGGGCUUCUUGCUCAGCUUUAGAGCAGACAUCAGGGUUUUUGGGGGAUUAGCUUUAGCUACACAAUAUUCUUGUACUACUUACUGUCUCUGUAUAGCCUGUAUACACAAAAUGAUCAGCAUGUGCAUCCGGAGUUAAG
This is a messenger RNA of Xylaria bambusicola, 2250 nucleotides long. Its product is annotated as class II aaRS and biotin synthetase. The transcript is spliced from 7 exons. Gene Ontology annotation, cellular component: cytoplasm; mitochondrion. NCBI's taxonomy places the organism in Eukaryota, Fungi, Ascomycota, Sordariomycetes, Xylariales, Xylariaceae. The record is from RefSeq and is a predicted model, not a curated record. Gene Ontology annotation, molecular function: proline-tRNA ligase activity; ATP binding. Bases 248 to 2134 code for a protein of 628 amino acids. Gene Ontology annotation, biological process: prolyl-tRNA aminoacylation.